AUGGGAAAUAAUCUGAUAAUGCAGAGAUUCUUUAAGACUCAACCAGCUCGUGAACGUGAACGUGAACGUGAGCAACUGUCUCCACCAACAGAAGACUCACUCUUUGUCAAUGACGAGUCCGAUCACGAAAUCACCUCAGAGAUCUCUAGCGAUCCCAGUACCAUAAGUCGAACUUCCCCUGAAAAGUCGAUACCACAAGAAUUAUUCGAAAGUCAAAUUACAAACACUAUAGGCCAUGUACCGUCUAGAUCAUUGAGGUACCUCUAUGAGAAAUAUAAGCAUGAUUCCAAGAAUGUUAGACAUGCUAUUAAUGAAUAUUUAAAUGGAAUAAAUCCUGAAGAUAUAGAUAAUUUACUUCAAGAUAGCACUACUACUACCACCACCAAAAGACCAUUAAGUUCUUUAGAUCUCAAUUCGCAACUUGAAUUAGUUCAUAAUCAAAUGCUGACUAUAUCUAAUACUAUUCAAAAGAAUAACAUUAACAAUAUUGAACAAUCAAAUGAUGAAUGGACAAGAUUUAUUGGAUCAUUAGAUGUUCAAGCCUGGGCUACACGGCCAACUAUGAAACCAUUAAAUUAUGCUGAGAAAUUACAAUUGAAACGAUUAAUCCCUAAGAAUUCAACCAUUGCAAAUAGUUCAAUUAUUAGAUUAUGUACUAUAGGAGAAUAUAAUCGAGAAAUUGGUAGAAUUCCUGAAGAUUUAACGAGAAUUUUAUCUCCGUUAUUUGAUUUAAAUAUUGCUAAAUUUGAAACAACUAUAUUAGAAAGUACCAAGCGGAGAUUAUCUACGGGAGAUUCAUUUAUUAUACAAAUUGAUAUCUUUUUAAAGAGUACCGCUUUUGAAUUACAUGAUGAACUUGAAUUAAAUUUAUCAACUCAAGAUACUCAUCCUGCUAAAAAGCUUAAGAUGAAUUUUAACUUUUCAACUGAAAGUGCUGGAGAGGCUACUUUACGAUUACGACAAUUUGCAUUAUCUAAAUUAUUUGAAAGAUUACAUAUUAGACCUCUUAGAAUAUCUACCAAUGUUAAUAGUAACAAUGAUAUUGAAUAUCUGGAAGAAGAUCUAACUCAAACUCAAACACAGACACAGGAGAGUAGUAACAGUAAUAGUUCACAACCCAUUACGGUCAACUUAGACUCAGACGAAGAGGAUAUAGAUCAAGUAGCAAUUCAACCGGUGGAUGAAGUGAAUCUUGAUCAAUUAAAACAAUUCUAUCAACAGAAUAAUCAAUCCAAUCUUCUUAAUAACUUACCGGAAUCAACUAUGCCUCCGUCAACUAAUUUCAAAUUAGAUUUAAGACCCUAUCAGAAGGUGGGCUUAUCAUGGAUGAUUCUUCGAGAAGGCGAGACUUCAGUAUUGCAGGAGUUAUCUAAUGAUUCCAAUUUCGAUGUAAAGGAUUAUACUGAUGAUGGAAUAAUGAAUCCGCUCUGGAGGAAAUACCGAUGGCCUAAGAAUAAUAACAACAAUAUCAACAAUGAUACUAUUGACUAUCCGUACUUCUAUGCUAAUAUGUAUAACGGAGAGCUAUCCCUCGAGAAGCCGAUUAUAAAGGCUUCUAGGAAAGGAGGCAUAUUAUCAGAUGAAAUGGGGCUAGGCAAAACCAUCUCUGCAUUAGCAUUAAUCAAUUCUGUACCUUAUGAUACAUCUUAUAGACCACCAUCAACAAUAUCCAAAACUCCCUAUGCGUCUAAAACCACCUUAAUUGUAGUGCCCAUGUCAUUAUUAACUCAAUGGAAAUCAGAAUUCGAUAAGGUUAAUAAUAAUCCUAAUCAUUAUUGUCAUAUUUAUUAUGGGAAUCUGACGGAUUCUCAUUUAAGUUCUACCUUAAUUAAUCACUCCUCUAAACAUAUCCCUAUUGUAGUAUUAACUACUUAUGGAACUAUUCAAAAUGAAUACAUUAAAAUGAUGAAACGAGAAUCUUCAUCGAGAGCAUCACGAGUGGGGAUCUAUUCAGUAAGUUAUUUCCGAAUCAUCUUAGAUGAAGGUCAUAAUAUUCGGAAUAGAAAUACAAAGACUGCUAAAUCGAUAUAUGAACUUGAAUGUUCAAGAAGAUGGAUCUUAACUGGAACUCCUAUAGUUAAUCGAUUAGAUGAUUUAUAUUCAUUAAUUAAAUUCUUACAAUUAGAUCCAUGGUCGAAUUUCUCAUAUUGGAAAACGUUUAUAACUUUACCAUUUGAACAAAAGAAGAUUAGUCAAGCCUUAGAUAUUAUUAAAUCAAUUCUUGAUCCAAUCUUUCUUAGAAGAACUAAAAAUAUGAGGGGUAAUGAUGGGAAACCAUUAGUUGAAUUACCAGAGAAACAAGUGAUUAUUGAAGAAAUCAAAUUUAAUGAAAAGGAAGCUAAAUUAUAUAAUUGGUUAAAGACUAAAGCUCAUAAUACUUUUAGUGAAGGAUUAAAAUCUGGGCAAUUACUUAAACAGUAUACGCAAAUCUUGGCUCAUAUCUUAAGAUUAAGACAAGUGUGUUGUCAUAUGGAUUUAGUGGGUGGACCCAAUGAAAUGGAUAUGGAAGAAGCAGAAGCAGCAGAAGAAGCCCCUGAUGAUGAUACAAAGAAAUUUGUUAAGGAUGUGACUGAACAGAAGGUAGGAUUCUUAAACGAUACAGAAGUUAGACAAGCCAUGUAUAAACUCUAUGAUAAGGUUAAUUUAGAAGAUUCAGAAUGUUCUAUAUGUACUCAAAGUCCUAUUUCAAUAGGAGAAAUGGUUAUAACUCCUUGUGGUCAUACAUUUUGUAUGACAUGUCUUAUCGAACAUAUUGAAUUUCAGGAGAAACAAGAUAAUACUAUUGACAAUCGAUGUCCGAAUUGUCGAACUAUAAUCUCCAAGUAUAAGUUAUUCCGAUUACGCAAUAAAGUUACCAGUUCAAAAGAUGUACGAUUCCAUACUGCCACACAGAAAUCUAUGCUUAUAGAUGAUAAUUAUGAUAAGAAUGAAGAUCUCAGUAAGAAUUAUACCUUUCAGUUAUAUUUGUAUAACCCCGACAAAACGUCUUCUAAGAUCCAGGCCUUAUUCAAUCAUCUCCGAAUCCUUCGAGAUCAAAGUCCAGGACAAAAAGUGAUUGUGUUCAGUCAAUUUCUGUCAUAUUUAGAUAUAAUUGAGAAUGAACUUAAGCUUCAAUUAGGAGAAGCGGAAUUCUUCAUAUUGAAAUUCGAUGGAAGACUUCUGAUGAAUGAACGAGAACGAGUACUACAGAAGUUUAAUGAUAAUUCAACUUAUCCUCGUACUACGAUCUUAUUAUUAUCAUUAAAGGCAGGAGGUGUAGGACUUAAUUUAACCCAAGCAUCUCGUGCUUAUAUGAUGGAUCCCUGGUGGUCCCCCAGUAUUGAAGAUCAAGCCAUUGAUAGAAUUCAUAGAAUAGGACAGAAUGAAACGGUUAAAGUAGUUCGAUUUAUUAUGGAGAAUAGUAUAGAAAUUAAAAUGUUAAAGAUUCAAGAACGGAAGAAACAGAUUGGAGAAGCGGUGGGAGUUGAAGAGGAAGAACGAAGAAAGAGACGAAUAGAAGAUAUCAAGAUGCUUUUUGAAGAAUGA
This is a messenger RNA of Scheffersomyces amazonensis, 3525 nucleotides long. Its product is annotated as DNA helicase. The transcript is spliced from 2 exons. Gene Ontology annotation, cellular component: nucleus. Gene Ontology annotation, biological process: DNA repair. Gene Ontology annotation, molecular function: zinc ion binding; hydrolase activity, acting on acid anhydrides, in phosphorus-containing anhydrides; nucleic acid binding. The coding region runs from base 1 to 3525 and encodes 1174 amino acids. NCBI's taxonomy places the organism in Eukaryota, Fungi, Ascomycota, Pichiomycetes, Serinales, Debaryomycetaceae. The record is from RefSeq and is a predicted model, not a curated record.